AUGUCGCGUUGGUGGAUUGCUUUUGCGGCGGUGGUCGCUGCUGUGAGCGCGAGGCAGACGCCGUAUAGCACGCUUAAUGCUCCUUCUCUUUCUGUGAGCGAGGCUGAUGGGUUCUCUGUUCUGCAGCACCCAUCGCUCCCGGCGCAUUCCUUGCGCUUGCACAAAGUUCCAGACGGCCUGUGCGAGCGCACAGAAGGCGUCACGAGCUGGUCGGGCUACCUGGAUGUGGAUCUGGAUCGCGUGUAUGAACAAGAGCGGCGCAAGGGACAAGGAGAUGCUGCAGAAGCGGAAAAGUUUGCUGGAGUUAUUGAGCAUUUCUAUUUCUGGGGUUUUGCAUCACGCAACGACAAGGCGCACGAUCCUGUCACGCUGUGGAUGAACGGCGGGCCCGGCUGCUCGUCGUUUACUGGUCUUCUGAUGGAGAUUGGGCCGUGCAGUUCGGUGCGUCCUGUACUGGGCCGCCCAGGCACGGAACUAAAUCCCCACGCCUGGAACAACAACGCUUCGGUCAUCUUUCUCGACCAGCCGACCGGCGUGGGCUACUCGUAUGCGUCGUGGCGCAACGGUACCAAUACGAGCGCGCCGCCUACGCGCAUCUUUGAUUCCGAGCAUGCCGCGCGCGAUAUCAGCGCGUUUUUGCACCUGCUUGCACUGCAUGCAGACAAUGCAAUUGUGCCGCUUUCCAUGGAAGAUGGGCGCUUGAAACUCCCUGAAUUCCACCUGGCUGGCGAGUCGUACGGUGGACGGUACACCCCUUUGCUUGCGAGCCGUAUCCUGCAGGACAAUGAGCAUAUUGCGGCGCACCCGGAAGAGGGUUUGCAUCCACUCUCGAUUGCGUCCGUCAUGAUUGGAAAUGGCAUCACGUCGCCAAAGCACCAAAGCCCCGCGCAUGUUGAGUAUGCAUGCACGAACGCGACGGGACACGGUCCGUUUUUGAACGAAACGACGUGCCAAGGCAUGCGCAAAGCGCUCCCUGCAUGCCUCGCCAAAAUCGACAAGUGCAACGAACGGGCCGGCGGCGAGUACAAUGCUACAUUGUGCGCCGAUGCGGACAAAUUCUGCUCGGACCAUCUCGAGAGCAAGUGGGAACUCACCGGCGCGUCGCCAUACGACUGGAACCAUGCGGAUGGGUACGUAGAAGAGGAGUACAUUGCAGCAUUCCUCAAUGAUCACGACGUGCGCACAAAGUUGGGCAUCGAUCCCACGGGCUUUGGUGAUGCGCACGACGGCGUGUUUGUGGGGUGCUCGGAUAAGGUCUUUGCAGAGUUUGGCUUGGUCGGCGACGGUUCGCGCGAUAGUACGUGGGCCGUGCGCGAUAUCCUCGGCAAGGGCGUGCGUGUGCUGAGCUACUCAGGCGAGCACGACUUUAUUUGCAACUAUAUCGGGAACCAUGACUGGAUCUACGACUUGGAUUGGCAGGACGGGGACAACUUCCGCGCUGCCCCGCUCGAGCACUGGUACAUGCAUGGGAGUGCUUUCCCUGCGGGCAAGUUCCGCCACUAUGGGAACUUGACCUACGCAACGGUCCUUGGCGCUGGGCAUUUUGUUCCGCAUGAUCAGCCGGCCGCGGCGCUAGAAAUCAUGCGGCGCUGGCAACAAGGUUCGGGGCGUCUAUGA
Molecule: messenger RNA, 1617 nt
Organism: Malassezia vespertilionis
Lineage: Eukaryota; Fungi; Basidiomycota; Malasseziomycetes; Malasseziales; Malasseziaceae
Product: carboxypeptidase C
Exons: 1
Coding region: 1-1617 (538 amino acids)
Biological process (GO): proteolysis
Cellular component (GO): fungal-type vacuole
Molecular function (GO): serine-type carboxypeptidase activity
Source: RefSeq, a predicted model, not a curated record